Messenger RNA from Diachasmimorpha longicaudata, 1771 nucleotides. RefSeq names its product pickpocket protein 28-like. The coding region runs from base 291 to 1580 and encodes 429 amino acids. The transcript has 6 exons. The record is from RefSeq and is a predicted model, not a curated record. Gene Ontology annotation, molecular function: ligand-gated sodium channel activity. Gene Ontology annotation, biological process: sodium ion transmembrane transport. NCBI's taxonomy places the organism in Eukaryota, Metazoa, Arthropoda, Insecta, Hymenoptera, Braconidae. Gene Ontology annotation, cellular component: plasma membrane.
UCAUGUUAUGUUUAUACGCCGCUUACAAGCUCACACCUGGAGACGAGAAUAGUAACCGACGGAUUUCGUUGAACGGAAGUGUUUUCCAGCUCAUCUCCAACAAAGAUUCCAAAACUAUUUGGACACUUGGAAACAUCUUUCCGGCAUUUCGUGAAAUCAUAACACGUAACGGUUCGAGUGUUGCGUGAGGUGCAAUUGUUACCCAGACGUCACGCGAAGUAAAUGCACCUGAUGAGGAAAGCGAAUAGAGUAAAUCGUUGGUGACAACCGUUAAAUUGCUGGAAUAAGCCAUGCGUUACCUACCAUCCCUUGCUAAGCUACGUAGGAGCUUUCGAUUGCGCAGUAGAGAAUUCCUUCAAGAAAAUACACUUCAUGGAUUCAAUUACUUCGUUGAUCCGAGUCGACCUGUGUGGGAAAGAGUGCUGUGGUUGGUAUGCACACUUGCGUCGUUGGGUGGAGCAAUCUGUUCGAUUGCAAUUAUUACCAUAAAAUUUACAACGGCGCCGAUGUUGACAGUGGUCCACCUACCAAAACGUGCUAUUCCUAUUUUAUUCCCGGCUGUUGUGGCCUGUUUAUCUUCAGAAUACUUGGACCUACGUAAUUACACUGAGGAGGAGAGGAAUAUGCUCAUAGCAUUGCACGACUGGAAUUGGAAGAAAGUGGACAUCCCAAAGUCAUUUAAAGUCACCCCAAAUUUGCGACAUUUGUUUGAGACUUCUAUUCCGGAUUGUAAACAUCUGUUCUCCAAUUGUACCAUCAAGGAUAUACCUUUCAACUGCGGCGCAGUGUUCACCACCAUCAGGACACAGCAAGGGAAGUGUUGUGCCACCCGACCCUAUGACAUGAUCAUCCACAAGACACUCCCCAGUUUCAAGUUUGUUCCGAAAGUCAACAAGAAGAUCAAUCUGUAUUUUCAGCCGCAUUGGUUUCUGCCCCGUGGAGCUCCAAUUAGUUACCGACUAAUCCACAAUGUUUCAUUCUCUAUAUCCAUGCAAGUGACAAUAACUCAGGAAGGAGCCAGACUGUUUGAUUCAACUACUCGUGGUUGUAUAAUGCCCGAGGAGGGUACAUCCCAUUCAGAAUGUCAAAUCGAUUGUCAGAAGUCUGUGCUCAGGGAGGAGAUGAGGUGUUUUCCCUGGUGGAUCCAAGAAGACAGCACACCCACAUGUCGUCUGACUGAGUACAAUGAAAUUAUCAGAAGUAGGAAGAGAUUUGACAAAUGUUAUGAUGAUUGUCCACUGCCCUGCAACACUACCUGGUAUAACAUCGAUAAAAUACAUUCGUCAGCUGAUGGGAGAACGUCAGUGUCGGUGAAACACUGGCCACUGGUGGGCUACAACAGGAAAGUAAUAUUUGGUUUACUGGAACUUCUGGUGUCUUUCGGUGGAAUAAUGGGACUUUUUCUUGGAUACUCAGUACUCACUACCGUUGAAUUCAUCUAUUAUUUCACUGUCCGACCGUACUGUGGGGCUAUUAUACCCGAGGAAGGAAAUAAUGUGAGGAGCAUUCGAAUUUUUGUUGUGCCCAGAAAAAGAAAACCUCUGGAUAGUUACAUUUAUCGUAGUUUUUAUCUAGACUAGGACACAGGGGGUCUAUAAAUAGUAAUGAGGGGUAAGCAGUAUUUUGAAAGAAUUUAUUAAUAUGGAUUAUAUUAAAUAUUAAAUGAAACAGCUCUCUGCGUUUCUUCUGAUGCUAUUUUUCAACGAAAUGAUUUUUUCUAGGAUUACAAACGCUUGAAAUAUACAAUAAUAAAAAAUAUACUUUAUACUAA